Puntigrus tetrazona (Sumatra barb) is the source of this 3952-nucleotide messenger RNA. RefSeq names its product argonaute RISC catalytic component 2 (gene ago2). Gene Ontology annotation, molecular function: RNA binding; endoribonuclease activity, cleaving siRNA-paired mRNA; protein binding. NCBI's taxonomy places the organism in Eukaryota, Metazoa, Chordata, Actinopteri, Cypriniformes, Cyprinidae. Gene Ontology annotation, cellular component: RISC complex. Gene Ontology annotation, biological process: regulation of DNA-templated transcription; regulatory ncRNA-mediated gene silencing. The coding region runs from base 318 to 2936 and encodes 872 amino acids. The record is from RefSeq and is a predicted model, not a curated record. The transcript is spliced from 23 exons.
UGAAUAAAUGCAUUAAAUAAAGCGCAAGGCGCGCGCACACGCACACACACACGCGCGUUAGUGUCCGCUCCCUCGCAGUGAGAGUGUGUGAGUGUCGGGUAAAUAGGCGCUCGUGCUGUGAAGGGGGGAUGGGAUGGGGCCACUGAGAGCUCUCGUGCUCCACUAACUCAGCGCGCUCAUUAAUCCCGGUUUUCUCCUUUAUAUCGAUGCUGUUUUAAACUAAAAUUCGCGUUUCCCGUUACCGCAUGUGUUACGUGGCACCGGAAAAGCAAAAAGUGUCGGCCUGCGAUUGAAUUUUGCUGCAGAAAGCGUUUAAAAUGUAUCCCAUUGGAGCAGCUGGCGCUGCUGAGCUGUGUCAGGGACAUCAGUCUUCAGGGUCAGAUGUUUCUGCUCCCUUGUCUCCUCCAGCGCAAGAGUAUGUCUUUAAACCACCUCAACGGCCAGACUUUGGCACAAUGGGUAGGACAAUCAAGCUUCAGGCCAACUUCUUUGAAAUGGAAAUACCCAAGUUGGAGGUGUACCAUUACGACAUAGAUAUAAAGCCUGAGAAAUGCCCACGGAGAGUUAACCGUGAAAUUGUUGAGCACAUGGUCCAGCACUUUAAAACGCAGAUCUUUGGAGAUCGAAAGCCUGUGUAUGAUGGUCGGAAGAAUCUCUACACUGCCAUGCCUUUGCCCAUCGGAAGAGACAAAGUGGAGCUGGAAGUCACAAUUCCAGGCGAGGGAAAAGACAGGAGUUUUAAAGUAGCUAUCAAAUGGGUGUCCUGUGUGAGUCUGCAAGCUCUACAUGAAGCACUGUCUGGACGGCUACCCAACAUCCCUUUUGAGACCAUUCAGGCUCUGGACGUUGUCAUGAGACAUUUGCCCUCUAUGAGGUACACCCCAGUCGGUCGUUCAUUCUUCACUCCCUCUGAGGGCUGCUCCAACCCCCUCGGUGGAGGAAGAGAAGUUUGGUUUGGCUUCCAUCAGUCUGUUCGACCAUCCCUCUGGAAGAUGAUGCUCAACAUUGAUGUAUCUGCCACUGCAUUCUACAAAGCUCAACCUGUUAUUGAGUUCAUGUGUGAGGUUUUGGAUUUUAAAAGCAUCGAAGAGCAACAGAAGCCCUUAACGGAUUCCCAGAGAGUGAAGUUCACUAAGGAAAUCAAAGGACUGAAGGUUGAAAUCACUCACUGUGGACAGAUGAAGAGAAAAUACAGAGUGUGUAAUGUGACUAGGAGGCCAGCCAGCCAUCAAACAUUUCCCUUGCAGCAAGAGAAUGGUCAGACCAUUGAAUGCACUGUCGCCCAGUAUUUCAAGGAUAAGUACAAACUGGUGCUGCGAUAUCCACAUCUCCCAUGUUUACAAGUUGGUCAGGAGCAAAAACACACCUACCUUCCUUUGGAGGUCUGUAACAUAGUAGCUGGACAGAGAUGCAUCAAGAAACUGACAGACAAUCAGACCUCCACUAUGAUACGUGCCACAGCCAGGUCUGCACCUGACCGCCAGGAUGAGAUCAGCAAACUGAUGAGAAGUGCCAACUUCAACACCGAUCCUUAUGUGCGUGAGUUUGGAGUUAUGGUAAGAGACGAGAUGACUGAGGUCAAUGGUCGGGUCCUUCAGGCACCUUCAAUUCUCUAUGGUGGAAGGAACAAAGCAAUAGCAACCCCGGUCCAGGGUGUGUGGGACAUGAGGAACAAGCAGUUCCACACAGGGAUUGAGAUCAAAGUAUGGGCUAUUGCCUGCUUUGCCCCGCAGAGGCAGUGUACAGAACUUCUUCUGAAAGCAUUUACUGACCAGCUCCGUAAGAUAUCACGCGAUGCAGGGAUGCCCAUUCAGGGCCAGCCAUGCUUUUGCAAAUAUGCCCAGGGAGCAGACAGUGUGGAGCCCAUGUUCAAACACCUCAAGUACACGUACCAAGGCUUACAGUUGGUGGUGGUCAUCCUACCUGGGAAGACUCCCGUUUAUGCUGAGGUGAAGCGCGUUGGAGACACUGUUCUGGGCAUGGCCACCCAGUGUGUCCAGGUGAAGAAUGUACAGAAAACCACACCUCAGACCCUUUCCAACCUCUGCCUCAAGAUUAAUGUCAAACUGGGUGGAGUCAACAAUAUUCUUCUUCCACAGGGCAGGCCCUUGGUGUUUCAGCAACCAGUCAUCUUUCUGGGUGCAGAUGUGACUCAUCCACCAGCUGGAGAUGGCAAGAAACCCUCAAUUGCUGCUGUUGUUGGCAGUAUGGAUGCCCACCCAAGCCGAUACUGUGCCACGGUGCGGGUGCAGCAGCACCGUCAAGACAUCAUUCAGGAUCUAGCCACCAUGGUGAGAGAGUUGCUGAUCCAGUUCUACAAAUCCACACGCUUUAAACCAACGCGCAUCAUCUACUACAGAGACGGAAUUUCUGAGGGCCAGUUCAACCAGGUUCUACAGCAUGAACUCCUGGCUAUUCGUGAAGCCUGCAUCAAGCUGGAGAAAGAUUAUCAACCAGGCAUCACCUUUGUAGUAGUGCAGAAGAGACAUCACACCAGACUCUUCUGCAUGGACCGUAAUGAGCGGGUUGGAAAGAGUGGCAACAUCCCUGCUGGCACCACAGUUGACACCAAAAUUACUCAUCCUUCUGAGUUUGACUUUUAUCUUUGCAGUCAUGCCGGAAUUCAGGGAACCAGCAGGCCGUCCCACUAUCAUGUGCUGUGGGACGACAACCAUUUCACCUCUGAUGAGCUGCAGGUCCUCACCUACCAGCUGUGCCACACCUACGUGCGCUGCACCCGCUCUGUCUCCAUUCCUGCACCAGCCUACUACGCCCACCUGGUGGCGUUUCGUGCUCGCUACCACUUGGUUGACAAAGAACAUGACAGCGCUGAAGGCAGUCACACGUCAGGUCAGAGUAACGGCAGAGACCAUCAAGCCCUGGCCAAAGCUGUGCAGAUCCACCAGGACACACUGCGCACCAUGUACUUCGCCUGAACAUAGCCAGAAACAAGCCCUACAUCCUGAAAACAGCACGACAAAUGAGCAGUGAGCAGCUCUGAGCUGUGAAGAGCGAGUCAGAUUUUCCAAUAGCUCAUUUAUGAAAGGCACGCGAGCUCCGCUUCUGCCCGCUGAGAUAUAAUAGACUGAGUAUGCUGUUGCUCCAGGACAGAAUGAGAAGGACCUGUUUGUCCUGGUGCCUUUCCCUCCUGUUUGUCUGGUACCCAGCGGGCAGCAUAGUGACGGAGCUGGAGCUGGAGGAUUUGGACUGGGAAUGGGGUUCUGGAUUACACGAACUCCUAAACAGCUUUCCAGCCGAUAGCCCGUUUGUCAGAGAGAUGCCUGGCAGGCCGGCCAACUGCACUCAGCGCUUCUGGCUUCCUCCAUCCUCCCCUGUGUGCUGGGAUGAUAUAGCAGGCCCAGAGGAGUUUGAGAAGUCCCGUCUCCUCGUCCUGCAGAACAGGGCGGCACUGCAGGCCGUAUCCACAUCUAGCGGCCUCGAGGAAGGGGGUGCGUCCUACGAUCUGCAGGCCAAGGAGAACAUGCAGGGUGUCCGGGAUGACCAUCUCACCGUGGCCCAGACGGCCGAUACAAUGCAGAAGGUGUUUAUGGAUUUGGAUGAGAAGAGGAAGGAGGGGAAAGAGCAUUACACCUUCUCAAGUCUGAAGGAGCAAAUCGACAACACGAAAGACUCCAUUGCUAAAAAGGAGCAAGUAGCAGCUUUUCUAGAGAAACAUCUUGCCAAUCUGGAGAGGUCUUUGAGCACCAUGCAGCUUCGACUGGACAAACUACUUCCCCAGUAAUUUCACUUGAGCAGCACAACCUUCACGUGUGAAAAUUAAUGCAAUGCAUGCUUUCUUUUACAUUUUAUCAAACAAACGAACCAGACUUGUAUGACCGUGUACUGCAUGCCGACAGCACCAUGUAUUUCUCUUUUGGUACGUAUUUGUUUCCACUCUAUUAAAGUAAAUGGGAUAAAUAUUAGGUAACGGCAAUAAAAUCUAUUUUUAUAC